Thlaspi arvense is the source of this 7161-nucleotide messenger RNA. The record is from the annotation of a GenBank genome assembly. Lineage: Eukaryota; Viridiplantae; Streptophyta; Magnoliopsida; Brassicales; Brassicaceae.
AAGAUAUUAACUCCAUCCAACAAGUAGAAAAUUGGUGGGGAUUAGCUUAUACAAUAAGUACAUAAGUUUCCCUUUAGUUUAUUUUUGUUAAUUUAAAAAUGACAGCCAUGGAAGGCUUCAAAGGUUUUGAACACGAUCACCACAACAACAAAGAGUAGAGUAUAUAUUUUUGUUUUUUUUUUUCGGUGUUUUUCUCCAUCGCACGAUCUUUCCCUUCUUUUCCGCCCAUUUUCCCACCUCUCAACCAAACCUAAUCUCCCAAAAAAGCUUUUGAUUUUCCAAAAAAGACAAAACAAAAACAUUUUUUUCCGUUUUUUUGGGUGGGAAAAAAAAGACAUCGUAACUAGCUCUGUCCGCGUCUCCGGUAAUCGGAAUUUCCUAUUUUUCCAAGUGGAGGAAGACGACGACGAAGAAGACGGAGGAGGAGGAGGAUCGCUCUGGGUCUCUUGCUUUUCCCGGUGAAAAUGCAUUUCGCUAAGCUCGAUGAUUCGCCCAUGUUUCGGCAACAGGCAUUCGAUACUGUUGUUGAAUCUGCAUCGAAGUAUAGUGAUAGAGUAAACCAUUUGGUUGUGGUGCAACAGAUGCAAUGUAUGGAAGAGAGUGCGGAGUUGCUGCGGAUGCGAUGCUUAAGGUUCUAUAAAGGAUGCAGAAAAUACACGGAGGGGCUCGGAGAAGGGUAUGAUGCAGAUAUUGGCUUUGUAAAUGCACUUGAAUCUUUCGGAGGAGGCCAUAAUGAUCCCAUCUGUGUUGCCUUUGGAGGUCCUGUAAUGACAAAAUUCACCAUUGCUCUACGAGAAAUCGGAACCUACAAGGAAGUUCUUCGUUCUCAGGUAGAACACAUGCUGAAUGACCGGUUGCAUCAAUUUGUGAAUGUUGAUGUUCAAGAAGUCAAGGAAGCACGUAAACGGUUCGACAAAGCUUCCAUUAUAUACGACCAGGCACGAGAGAAAUAUCUUUCGUUAAGGAAGAGUACACGAUUGGAUGUGGCUGCCACAAUUGAGGAGGACCUACAUAGUGCAAGAACAACGUUCGAGCAAGCCCGGUUUCAUCUGGUUAGUGCACUCUCUAAUGCGGAAGCUAAAAAGAGAUUUGAGUUUUUGGAAGCAGUGAGCGGGACAAUGGAUGCUCAUCUUCGUUUUUUCAAACAGGCAAGCUUUUUCGUGAAUACAGGAUAUGAGCUACUACAUCAAAUGGAGCCUUUUAUUAAUCAGGUGUUGGCUUAUGCACAUCAGUCUAGAGAAUGUGCAAACUAUGAGAUGGCAUCACUUAAUGAAAGGAUGCAAGAGUACCAGAGGCAAGUUGAUCGAGAAACUAGAAUUUCAAAUGGUUCUCCAACUGGAGAUGGCAUGAGACACAACUCACGAAACUCACAGAAAGUCAUAGAGGCUGUCAUGCAAUCUGCUGCAAAAGGAAAGGUUCAGACAAUAAGACAAGGCUAUCUGUCUAAACGUUCCUCAAACUUGAGAGGUGACUGGAAAAGAAGAUUCUUUAUCCUUGAUAGCCGUGGGAUGCUAUACUAUUACCGCAAGCCAUGGAAUUGGUCUUCAGGAAAUGGAAGUCGCUCUGCUGUUCAUAGGAAUAUGACUUCAGAAAACAGUCCUGGGCUGCUAAGUCGGUGGCUGUCUUCUCAUUAUCACGGUGGCGUGCACGAUGAAAAACCAGUUGCACGUCACACUGUGAAUCUGCUGACCUCGACGAUCAAAGUUGAUGCAGAUCAGACCGAUCUAAGAUUCUGCUUUAGAAUAAUUUCGCCGACAAAAGUUUAUACAUUGCAGGCAGAGAAUGCGCAGGAUCAGAUGGACUGGAUCGAGAAGAUAACUGGAGUUAUUGCUUCUUUGCUGAGUUUUCAGACACCUGAAAGAGCAAUCAUGCGGCUUUCUACAGUGGACGGAUGUGAUACUUUCUCUGCAAGUGAUUCCGGUUCUUUAGCAGAUCCAUAUGACAUCGAGCAGGCAGAGAGUGGAGAAUUCGCACAGGAAAAUCCCAUGACAGGAGGAAACCGCUCGAGGUUCUCAGGGUGCUUGCAGCAACAUGAUAUGGUAAAGACUGAAAAGCCCAUUGAUGUCUUGACGAGAGUAUUGGGUAAUGAGAAAUGUGCAGAUUGUGGUUCUCCUGAACCCGACUGGGCCUCUUUGAAUCUCGGUGUACUCAUAUGUAUUGAAUGUUCUGGUAUACACCGAAACCUUGGUGUUCACAUUUCAAAGGUCAGAUCGCUCACUCUUGAUGUGAAAGUAUGGGAACCAUCGGUCUUGACGUUGUUCCAAUCGUUAGGUAACGUAUAUGUAAACUCAGUGUGGGAGGAGUUGUUGAACUCAGAGAGUAGAUCUUCAAGUGCUGGUAUGUCUUCGGGCACUCCCAGGUCAGAUCGACCAAGAAAGUUUCUUGCAAGGAAGCCUGGUUUUAAUGAUCCCAUUUCUGUGAAAGAGUUGUUCAUCCACGCAAAGUACUCAGAGAGGAUUUUUGUCAGCAAAGCAACAGACAGUCGGAAUUUCCAGGCAGUUUUCCAAGAGAUAUGGGAGAAUGUCCGUGCCAACGACAAGAAAUCAGUUUACAGACACAUUGUCUGCUCUGAAACAGAUGUGAAUGCUCUACGUGGACAAGCGUCGUACACCGUGUCUUUGCCCUUAUCAAAGAUGAUGCAGAUGGAAGCGAAGGAAGAAACCCUUGAGGCCAAAUUCAAGAGCAUUGAAGAGGAGUUUCAAGAGAACCCACAGGGAUAUUCCAACUCUAGAGGGGAAGGGGAGAGUAUGGUCAGAGAAGAGACUUCAAACGACUGUUCUUUGCUUCACCUUGCUUGUCUUUCUGCGGAUAUCGGUAUGGUGGAACUUCUGCUUCAGUAUGGAGCAAAAAUAAAUGCAACAGAUUCGAGUGGUCGUACUCCACUUCAUCAUUGUAUCAUCAGCAGGAGAUAUGCAAUCGCAAGGUUGCUACUUAUGAGGGGAGGAGAUCCAAAUGCUGUAGACAAAGACGGUAACAUACCAGUCAAAUAUGUUUCAGAUACAGACCUCAACGACAGCGAACUGAUUGCUUUAUUAACAGAUUCCAAAAGAUGAUAACAUUUUGAUUUGCUUACUACACAGAAAGCAGAAUGGUAUAGCACUAGAAGAGUGUUGCUCUACUGAACUCUAUUCGCCCUUUUCCGCAUUUUAGUAUCGUUUAUAAUACUUUUUUUUAGCCUUUUAUAAUCGGCGAUUUGUUCAUGAAGAGCGUAGAGAAUACAUAUAGAUGAUCUUUGGUGCUGGUUAGGUUUAUAUACUGGUUUAUACUCUGGUGUACAUAUGGUCUUUUGAAGGGGUUGUAUGUCCUGUAAGAUGAAGCCUUCUGUUUUGGUUUCACUAUGAAAUCUGUUUUUGCUGUUUGUGUAAUGAAAAGACGGGCACCAGUUUGUUCUUCUCUUCAGCUUUGUGCUUUUUUCAGACAGAAUUUGUCGUUUUGCCCACUAGAGAACCUGCUUUAAAUCACUUGUAUUCAUCUUUUGAUAAUAAUAAAUUAUGUUCAUGGAAUUUGGAUCAGAUCCUGUGACCAUCAAUUCUUAACCCAAAAACUGUAAUUGCAACAUAUAAACUUGAUCGUAACAUUCAGUACAUCUUAAAAUCGAGGAAAUUUGCAGUUUUGAACAGCUCAGAUGUGUCUGCUACUACCAUUCAUCGUCAACUUCUGACUGAGUGUCAUCAUGACGUAAACCAAUGGGAUCCAACAUGACUGGUGAAGGAAAAAUCCGUUCUGAAGCAAAUGAAUUGGUGCAACAGAGUUUCUGAGCAGACACAAACUCUUCCAAAAACAGUAGCUGCAAAUUCUUAAUGGUAACUGAACAAAUAAACAAUGACAUAUCAUGCCCAACCAGCUUGCCCUAGGUUUAGCUAAGACCCAUAUCACUCAGUAGAUGGAGAGACAAGAGCCUCAAAGAGUGAGAGAACGAAACUUUUACUGUACAACAGAACAGGUUAGGGUCAAUGUUACCUUUAUCGAAUGCAACUCUUCAGCAAUUUUCAAGUCGGCCAAGAAGUUUUGCUGUAAACCAGAUGUCAAACCAGCCGUCUGCUUUUUAGCCACAAAGGAAUCUUGUGGAGUUCCGUCUUUAAUCUAUGGAGCAGCAUCUGCUUCCAUCCUUUGGUUUGAAGAAAUGCAACCCUCAUUAAUUAAAUCAAUAACAGUAGAAGACUCGGGAAUAUAUUCGAGUCGAAUCAUAUUCUCCCUAACUUUCUCAGCUGCCUCCAUCUCCCCCGCUUUAGCAAAACCAGAGAGUAGAGCCAGGCAAGUUGAAAUACUUAGCUUACACCCGUCCACAAUAGCGUUCUUGGCAAACAUUUGAUCCACGAACAUUAGUGCUCUUGUCGUCAUCCCUUCUUUCAGGAAAGCACUAAUGAUAACACUGUACAUUAUGUUGUCUGGUUCAAUUCCUGAGUCAAUAGCCUCGUCGAAUAUAGCAAACAUUUCAGAUCUUCUACCCAUUUUAUCAUACCCGCUUAGAAGAGAUGUGUAAGUUACGACACUAGGCAUCACGUUUGCCUUCUUCAUGUCCUCCAAAAGCUCUUUUCCAUCUUCCAAAUUUCCUUCCUUGCACAAGUAAUCUAUCAUAAUGUUGUACGUUACCUCAUUGGGCUUGCCAUGCCUAUCAAGCGACCCAUCAAUUAGCAAUUUCAUCAGUUUUGUCUUUAGCUCUGCUUUUCCAAACUUGAAACCCCAACUGAUCAAAGCAUUCAAGGGUGCGGUAGUAGAACCAUAACCCUUCUCUUUUGUCUCGAAGAUGGUGAUAGCUCUUUCUACAUCGUUCCAUCUGCAACACCCAUCCACAAGUGUUGUGUACACAAAACUGUCGGGAACUAAUCCCUUUACUUUCAUCUCGUCAAAUAACCGAAAAGCCUCCGCUAGAUCCCCAUGUUUGCAACAUCCAUCUAUGAUUGUACAGUAAGUCACUGCAUUAGGAGGAAAACCUUUUCCUGACAUUCCAUUAAAAAACUCCUUUGCUCUUUCAAUUUCACCAGACCUGCAGAAGCCACCAAGCAACAUGUUGUAUAUGAUGACAUUAGGAGUCACACCUUCUUGAACCAUCUCAUCAAAAAUACGAGAAGCCAUUUCCAUAUUCCCCAACUUAGAGAACCCAUCAAUGAGUGUACCAUAAGAGAACGCAUCAGGUGUAAUACCCUUUCCACGCAUUUCCUGGAAAAUCUCCUCCGCAUCAUCUACUUUACCGUUUUUAACAAGACCAUUCAUAAGAACAGUGUAUGUCUUAGCAUCCCCCUGAAUCCCUUGUUCAACCAUGGAUCUGAAUGCUGAACACGCCUCUAUUACUUUCCCCUUUUUGCAAUACUCAUUGAUCAGUCCCGUGCAAAAGACCUUAUUAGGAACAACACCACAUUCCAGCAUCUCUUUCACAUACUUAUCUGCAGAUGCAAAUUCCCCUGCCUCUAUAUACCCACUGAUAAAAGCCCCAUAGGUGAAAGCAUCAGGCUUUAAUCCGUUCUCUACCAUUUCAACCAAAUAAGACCUUGCUUCGUCCAUGCUCUUGGCCUUUGAAAGGCCAAUUAUAAGGGAAUUGUAGCAAAAAGUGUCUGGUGCGAUUCCCUGUUCCUUCAUUUCUUUCAACACCCUCACUGCAUCUCCAAACCUACUUUUCUGGAGAAAGGUUUUGAUCAAUGUUGUAUAUAUAACCACAUUGGGUCUGCAACCGCUCUCACCCAUCUCCUUCACAAUGUUAUAAGCUCCAUCGAGAUCCCCAGAAGAACACAUGCCUUUUACCGCUGUGCCAUAAGUAUACGGAGAUAUGACAACGUUCCUCUUUUUCAUUUCAACAAGUAACUCAUAACCCUUGAGUACAUUCUUUCCUCGAAAGUAUCCCUCGAUCAAACUAGCAUACGCCCGAGCACCUGGUAUCACUCCGGAUGCGAUCAUCCCAUCAAAGAGAGCCUGUGCCUUCUCCAUCGCCCCAUCCUUUGACAUCACACAGAUAAAAGAAUCAUACAUCUUAGGAUCAAUGUUAAUUCCGUGAGAAACCAUCUCACGGACGAGCCCGUUCGCAGCGUCUGCAUCUCUGCCCUUCAGUAAACCCUCAAUCAGUAUGCUAUAAGAAACACUAUCACGAAGCAAACCAAAGCCAUUCAUCUCUACAAGCAACGAUAUCGCGUCUUCUGGUCUCUUUCGCUUACACAGCCCACCUAUAAGUAUAUUGUAUGAUUGCUUCGACGGCACCAAUCCUUUGCAGAUCAUCGACUUCUUCAGCUCGAAUGCUUCAUCCAGAUCUCCCUUCUUACACAAAGCUUCAACUACGAAGCUAUACGCAGUCAUCGUCACCGUCCCGAACUUUUCUUCCGUUUCGAGAAGAACAUCUUUGGCCAGCUGAACAUUCCCAGCUCUGCAAUGUGCAGCAAUCAACUUUUCAUGUGUUUGAACAUCAAACACUACAUUUCUCUCAACCAUCCCAUUAUACACAUCCCAGAACAAAUCCAGCCGAUUCCUCUUCAAAAACGCAUCCAGCAAAUGGUUACAUCUUGCCGAAUUAGGAAUCAAUUCCAAAUUCAAACUGCUAGAAAUAGCGAAAACAGCUUCAUCUAAAAGCCCUUUCUCAAUAUAUCCAUCAAUCAAGAUCCCGAAUAGAGCUCCGUCGUCACUCCUUCCCGCGAACUCUCGCGAACAUCUCACAGCCGAGCUCCAAACCUCAGCUACAGGCCAUUUCCUCUCAAUCAUCCGGAUUAUAACACUAUGAGCUUGCCUAAAACUACCGAAACUACACAAAAUCAAAGCGAGAAACGAAAAGGAAUCCAGUUUCUGCUCCGUGACCUUUUGAGAAUCGACCCAGCUGAAGAAACUCAAAAGCCUAGCGGGAUCGUCGACGCGUUUGGAUCGUAAAACGGAGAGAACAACGUCUGGAUUUAUCUCCACCAAUAGAUUCGAAGAUGCCAAAGCGUCACGCCAGUUCCCCUUGUUGAGAAUCCCCGCUAUUUCAGCUGAUGCGUCGGAAAAGCUCCCGAUGUGAACGGAAAACGAUCGGAGAAGUAAACAAUUCCCUUUCAUAACCAAACAUUUCUUCCUGAACAGCGUUGAUCCCAUCAUACCGGAGAGCAAACAACCUCGUCGGAGAAGAUGAUCAAAAUCGAGAUACGAUCUCCGAUCAAAGAAUUUAUCAAAACCACCAUUUUUGAAAACAAAUUCAUUAAGGCCCAC